Helobdella robusta is the source of this 1995-nucleotide messenger RNA. RefSeq lists its product as hypothetical. The record is from RefSeq and is a predicted model, not a curated record. Lineage: Eukaryota; Metazoa; Annelida; Clitellata; Rhynchobdellida; Glossiphoniidae. The coding region runs from base 1 to 1995 and encodes 664 amino acids. The transcript is spliced from 3 exons.
AUGUCCAAACGCCAUGCCAAGGGAUUUAUAACUCAUCGAGCUCUCAACGAGAACAACUUAACCGUAGUGGCAUUCGUCAAGUUACAAAUUGAUGAACAUGUUGAGCUGGAAGUAUCCGGACCAAGAUCAUCAUCAUCAUCGUCAGCGGCUGCAACGCACCUCGCUUCGUCGUCGUCGUCGUCAUCGUCGUCAACAACGACACACGAAACGCAACACUUACAACAUCACUUCCAACAACAGCCACAACAGCUACCGCAACAGCAACCACAACAGCCACAACAUUGUUUGGUUCUCGUCGCUGAUGAUUGCAACAGUUCUGAUAGUGGCAGAGGGCAGAGUGUUAUUGACUGUAGCCAGCAACAACAACAUUAUCUGCAACAACAACAACAAAAACAACUGCAGUCAACAAAUCAAAACUUACAACUUAAUUUUAGCACCUUUCCAACUCAUCAGCAACACCAACAGCAUUUUAGACAACAACAACAACAACAACAGCAGCAACUGCAACAUUUUAUUUUUCCAACAGACAUCUGCCAACUACCUCAACACAGCCAAAACACCCCACUACAGACAUCAACAACGACAUCAACAACCAAGAAGACAGCAACACUAACAACGAUACAAACAACACCAACAACACAACACUGGUUUUGUGUUUCGCCAUCUAUUGAACGUUUGGAUGAUAAAGAUUUGUUUGUGGCCGCUUCUAACCAGAAAAACAGCAACAGUUUUCAAAAUGGUUUCACUGCUAACCAUCACAACAACAACAACAACAACAUUAUCGUUGUCAACAACAGCAUCAACAACAUACAUAAAAUCAACGAAAAAAUUGGCAACAAUUUCAGCAACAACGUUGAUUGUAGAAGGUUUUCAGUUGAUUCUGAGUUGAACGACAAACUUUCCAACGACACUCAGUUCUUUCCUGGCAACAAUGUUAACGACAUCAAUAGAAUCAAUAAAAACAACAUCAACAACAACACGCCGGCCGUUAAAAAACUACCAAAAUACGACGUCCUCAUAGCAGACACGGCAGCGUCAAACAGCUCGACGCAACUCGGCAGAGAGUUGAAUGUCGCAAGAAACUUCAACGACAUGAGCGUCGACGAGAUGACGUGCGACCACAACAAACCGCGUGUCAUCGGCAGACGAGACAUGAAAAGAAACUCACUAAUCUUCGGGAAGGUUUCCAGUGUCAGCGAUAACGCUGCGGCUCGAGCGGCUUUCGUUGGCAGCUCUGUUGAAGGCGACGGCUACAGCGUCGACAGUAUCUAUGGCGGUAGGGAGAGUUGCUUGAGUUUCAAUAACAGAAGUGACGUCCAGUUUGUUUCAACUCCGCAACAACGAACUCAGGUUUCCAACAACAACAACAACAUUUCCAACAUCAACAACAACGACAACAUGGCAAGUACACCAGUGACGUCAACAAACACCACCAGCUUUAAUAACUCCACCAUCAACAUCAAAAACAGCAGCAGCAGCAAUAACAACAACAACAACAAUAACAGCAACAGUAAAACAAUCAAACAUGUGACAUUCAGCAACAUCACAACAAUCUCCCAAUUCCCUCAAAUCUACUACGCCCCGUCACGCGACUCCAUCAACUACGGCUGCUACAGCCUCAACACGGCCACAGCAGCCGCAGCUGCAGCAGCUGCAACAAACAGCAGUGCCGUCGAAAGUUCUGGCAAGAGCGCCAGCAACGUCAGCAACUACGGAGAGAAGAUGAACAUUAGAGGAGACGUUUAUGAGAUCGAUAAUUACUAUAGGAACACCGUCGGAAAGAAUCUAUUCAACCAUCAAAACAUUAACCUAAGCCACAGCAAUCUAAAUAUCAUUAAUAACACUGAUGGCUGCAGUAACAACAACAACAUCAACAACAACAAUAACCACAACAACAUCAAUAACAUCAACAACAACAUCAAUAAUAACACCAGUAACAAUAGCAACAACAAUAAAAUAGCCUAUGGCGACUUAACAAACUCCGUUCUUGUCUGA